This is a messenger RNA of Tigriopus californicus, 3827 nucleotides long. RefSeq names its product patched domain-containing protein 3-like. The transcript has 4 exons. Lineage: Eukaryota; Metazoa; Arthropoda; Copepoda; Harpacticoida; Harpacticidae. The record is from RefSeq and is a predicted model, not a curated record. Gene Ontology annotation, cellular component: membrane. Bases 601 to 3681 code for a protein of 1026 amino acids.
CAGGAGAUCCCAACAUAGCUCUCUGUGUUCCUCAAUCAUGGCCUUGAUAGACAGGAGAUCCUAGAGGACGCUUCCAUCGAUCGGUGCUCUUCCUCUCCUCCCUUCCUCCCUUAAUUCUAUGUACGGGAUGUCACUGUUAUGGAACGGGUGGCCAACAGCUUCAAGCGUGCUCCUUCCGUCAGCACUUCCCUCCAUCUAGCUCGAUUUGAUUCUGUGUAUGUAAGUAUGUAGCAUGUAGGGUGGUAGCUCCGGUAGCGACUCCCCGCCAAGUUCUAGUACAAGAAAUUUGAAGAUGGAGAUUCUGACGUAGUUAGCCCUCGUUCAGAAGGACCUUUAUGGGACGUUCUGGGCAUAAAUUCGAAAUGACAAGCCCGAGAAUGAGCCACAUUUGAUGACACCUAAUUGACGAACUCCAUCCACUUGUGACACCAGAAGCUUCUGUCCGUCGCCAAUUGGUUCACUCUUUGUCAUGGUGGUUCAUCCUUGACAGUAGAGCAGCCUCAGGCAAAGCUUCACUACGACUCACUCAUAUUGAUCCAGGCAAUCUUGGCGGAGGCUGAGGACUCGUUCCUCGCUGGCGAUCCCACACCCGAAACCAAAAUGAUCCCUCGGCCGAGUAGUGUUCAUGUGGAGAAUGAUCCUUCGGUCUAUUCUCAACCAGUGUACCAUAAACAGUCAUCCAACGCUUGUGGACAGUGCAUUGACAAGUUCAAGAAUGGCAUUAUUGGGGGCAUGGAAAGAUUCUUCUUCCAGUAUGGCAAGGCGGUGGCCAAUCGACCGAGUUGUUUCAUCAUUCUGUGCAUCGUCAUUGCGGCUGCCAGUGGGAGUGGUCUUAUGAAGUUCAGGCAGGAAAAUGUGGGACACAAGCUCUGGAUCUCGGAUGAGUCAAAUUCUAGGAAAGAUACAGACUGGUUGUGGGAUAAUUAUCCCCCAUCAGUGCGAAUGGCCUCCAUGAUUUUUGAGGCCGAUGAUAUUCUAGUCCCCGAGGUUUUUCAAACCAUGUAUCGAAUACAUAAGGAAAUCGAGGCUAUUGAGACCAAACUAGGAGAGAGUUGGAAAGAUCAUUGUCAGUUGUUGCCCGUGUUUAAGGCACCAGAUCUAAGUCAGAUUUUGUCGUUCGGAAAACGAAGGAGAAAACGCCAAGCUGCCAAUGAAACUCAAGACGAUGAGGACUUCAGUUUUGAUUUUGACUUUGAAGAUAACGAUUUCUUCGCUGAAGACGAUGGCUUUGGGGAAGAAAGCUUGGACGACAUUGGCGAUACUCCUCCAAACAAUGAUGAUAUGCUGAGCAUUGCCGAGGCGUUUAGUGCCAGUUCAUAUCCAAAACCUUAUUGUGAUAUCGUGGCUGGUAUGGAGACGGCUUGUUUUGAAAUGAGCUUACUCGAGUUGUGGGCUAAAGACGGAGUCUAUUCUUCUGAAACCGAUGAUGCUAUCGCAAAUCUCACCAAAGAAAAGAUUAUUGAAAAGAUCAAUUCUGUGAACACGAGUGGAGUCUUCCUGAACAAGAGGAACUUCACCACAUUGCUCUCGGGAGUUGAAUAUGAAGAAAAUUCCCAAAACAUUGUUCGAGCCAAAGCCACGGUGAUCUGGUGGUUCGGUCGGAUGAAUGGUACUGAAGCUCUCCUAUUGCCAGUCAAGGAGCGACAAGAGCCCAUUACUUUAGGCACUCUGGAGUUUGAGGGUCAAAUGCUUGACGUGAUGCUCAAUCAGAGUGGAUAUCCGGAUGGGCUGAAAUCCUUUCCGAAUACAAGAAGAAGCUUUGGUGAUGUGGCGGGGAGCACAAUUCUCGGCGAUGUGGGCAAACUUGGCAUUGGAUACACGAUUGUCUUCAUUUUCGUUAUGAUAAUGCUCGGACAAUUCAACUGUGUGGAACAGAGGGCAUUUCUCUCUUUGACAGGGAUCUUGGGUGUAGCCAUGGGGAUCGUAACAUCCUACGGUAUCUGCUCAGCCAUGGGCUUGUUCUUUGGGCCUAUGCACGGGGUCUUGCCGUUCCUGUUAUUGGGCAUUGGCAUCGAUGACAUGUUUGUGAUCAUGCAAUGUUUUAUCACACUUAGUGACGACGAAAAAAAGCUCCCGCUCACGGAUCGGUUUGGUGCAGCAAUGCAGCAUGCUGGUGUGGCCAUCACAAUCACUUCGGUCACUGAUGUGAUCGCUUUUGGGAUCGGAGGAUCCACUGUCAUCCCAGCCUUACAAUCGUUCUGUCUCUAUGCCUCCGUGGGUAUUGUGGCCACCUACUUCUAUCAAUGCACCUUCUUCGUGGCUUGGAUGUCCAUCGAUCAAAGACGGAUCGAAGAUAAACGUGAUGGUUGCUUCCCUUGUUGGAAGCACUCGAAUUGGACUCCCAAUGCUUGGAGUCAGAAGAGCUGCUUGAGCUCUGCCUUCAAAGGUAUUGGUCAUUUGCUCACAAAAUGGCCCAUCAAAAUAUUUGUAAUCAUAUUCACAUUGGCUAUUGCUGGUUGUGGAAUCUGGGGAAAUGUGCUUUUGGAGCAGAAAUUUGACAUCACGUGGUUCUUGCCCCCAGACACAUAUAUUGCCCAGUGGUUUGCUAAAAACAAAGAAUACUUCCCGUUCGGGGGCGACCGAGUCACAAUCUUUUGCCAUGACUUGGACUACCAGCAUGACUUCGAAUCCCUAGCCCAAUUGUCAAAUAGCAUCAAGAAUCAAACGGAUAUCGUUGACGAUGUGGACUCGUGGACGGAUCAUUUCACCAAGUACAUGAAUAGUCAUUUUCUUCCCAUGUCCCAGCGACCCAAGUUACCAGUAUUACGCCUCAACCAAAGUUACUUCGAUGAUAAGCUUGCACAAUUCUUCUUCAGUCCCCGUGGUGGCAAAUAUCGUGAGCAAUUCGAGUUCGCCAAGCCUUUGCAAUGCGGGGAACCCGCUUCCAAGUUAGUCCUGAGCACCAUCACGUUUACCCACAAGAUAUUCAGUGGUCCCGAAGAGCACAUCCCGGCCAUGAACCGCAUCAAAGUUCUGAUUGCUAAUGCGAAUAUUUCGGGCAGAAUCUUUCCUUUGUCACAGGGCUACACGCUAUGGGAAACGGACGAGAUAAUCGCAGUGGAGCUCUAUCGCAAUCUUGCUUUGGCUGUGCUUUGCGUGUUCUUAACCACGUUGUUCCUCAUUAGCAAUAUUGUCACUUCUUCCUUGGUUCUUGUUUGUGUCAUACUCAGUCUUAUUGACGUAGGCGGGUUCAUGCACUUUUGGGGCCUUACCAUUGACACGGUCUCUUCCAAUAAUCUAAUAAUUGCCAUUGGCCUCUGUGUAGACUACAGUGCUCAUAUCGCCCACCGAUUUAUGGUCGAACGCGGGACCCGGAAUGAAAGAGCACGCAAAACGCUUCAAAAUAUUGGUCCUGCUGUGCUUAAUGGAGGUUUCAGCACAUUUCUGGCCUUCAUUCUUCUGGCUGACUCCAAAUCCCACGUGUUUAGUUCCUUUUUCAAGAUUUUCUUCCUCGUGGUGACCUUUGGAUUGUUUCAUGGUUUGGUGUUCUUACCCGUAAUUUUGAGCAUCUUCGGGCCUGGUCCCAAUGCCAUUGAAAUUGAGCUCCACGAGAACGAGUUAAAUGUUAUUGAGAAUAAUGAGCGUAUGAUUGGCACAGAGCUCAGAGAUACAGCAGUGACUGUCAAUGGAACCGAAAAUGGCUCCACCCUACAGAACCGAUCCAAAACAUACGAAAUUUAAACUAACGUGUCAUUCAGUCAACGUAACGGGUGUCAAGAAUGAGUCUUAAAUUAUGCAAGAAUCUAACAUGAGAUCUGAAAGCUAUAUUGGAAUUCACUAAUCUCCUCAUCUUUUUGCUUCUUUAUGAAUAAACCUUUACAAAUGUG